Messenger RNA from Oreochromis niloticus (Nile tilapia), 1526 nucleotides. Its product is annotated as nascent polypeptide-associated complex subunit alpha, muscle-specific form-like. The record is from RefSeq and is a predicted model, not a curated record. The coding region runs from base 333 to 1526 and encodes 397 amino acids. The transcript has 3 exons. Lineage: Eukaryota; Metazoa; Chordata; Actinopteri; Cichliformes; Cichlidae.
UGUCCAUUAGUUCCAGCUGUUUCCCCUCCUGUGUGCUAUUUCCUGAUUACCUGAUGUGUGUAUUUAUACUGCGUCUCUGCUUGUGCUCCUCGUCGCGUCGUCUGUGUUUCUCUGUGAAUCUCUGUGUACUCCGCAUUAUCCCGUGUUUCUCCAUGUCUCUCUGCUCCUCGCUCCGUGUCUUCCUUUUUGUAUUAGUUUUCCCAGUUUAGGUUUAUGAUCGGUUCUGCUCCACACCUUGGUUUUGUGCACUGUAAAUAAAACCCACUUGCACCUUCGCCACUGUCUGCUAUUGGAUCCUCCUUUCUCACCUUCAUACGACUGUGGCCCCAGUCAUGACAGUACGACACGACCACAAGAUGGAUCCAGCGGACUCCCCUUUUGCCUCAGAGGGAAAGCACCUCGCACAGCUGUGGGAUUAUUGCCGGCGCAUAAUUCACGCCGUGGAUAACUACAAGAGGCUUCCAGAGCCCAGAGCAGGAAGAUUCAGCUGCCCUUCUGGAGGCACUCGCCGCUUGGUGUUCUCGGCGUCAGCAGCAUUUUUCACCAAGCAGGAGCGGCCGCAACAGAGGUCUUCCUCCUUUCCAUCAGACACCCCCGCUUCCUCUUCCACAAGGAAGCAACAAUCGCGCCGUUGGCGCGCCAUUCCGCCACCAGAGUUUGGGACUACAGCGCGCCCGGCUGUGGUGAGUGUAAAGGACACUGAUCGGGUUGCUUCUGACUUUGUGACUUCGUACUCAGGGGCUGAGUGUUUUGUGAUGGGGGACAGUUCUCCUUGUGAUUUCCCUACUUCACCUGCUCCACUUCUGUCAGUGCAACCUGUUCAGCCACCAAUUCAGUCAGCAACUCAGCUAUCCUCACCACUGGAGUCACUACAACCCAUAUUUCAGUCUAUGGCUCAGUCAGUAGUUCAGUUAAUGGCUCAGUCACAGUCUUCACUCACCCCUCUGCAAGAGGCUGUGCGUACACCGCCCAUUUUGAACUGUUUUCCGAGCGCUCACUCUAAGCAGAGAGACACACCUGUUCCUCAAACGCUAGCAAUGUUAGGGACUCGCUCCAGGGCUUCCCCAGAGGCUAGGUUACAACCUGCAGCUAACUCUGGACCCUUGGAGGCCAAGUUGCCAGCUAAGGACCGCACCCGGCUGUCACUGCCUGAGCAGGGUCAGUGCUCUGUGCAGCUGCAGUUCUCCUCAUGUGUGCCAGAGGCGCCCGUGCCUACUGGUUUUGGACCUGUUUUCGCUGGGGGGACCGAGGAGCCCGUCCAGCCCUCACUGUCAUCAGCAGCUUCAACUGAGGGGUCUCAGGAACCGCUUCAGCCUGCUGCUUUCGCUGGGGGGACCGAGGAGUCCGUCCAGCUACCAACACCGCCUGCAGCAGCGGCUCCAUCACCGCCUGCAGCAGCAGCUGCAGGAGCGGCUCCAUCACCGCCUGCAGCGGCCCCAUCACCGCCUGCAGCAGCGGCUGCAGCGGCGGCUCCAUCACCGCCUGCAGCGGCGGCUCCAUCACCGCCUGCAGCGGCGGCCCCAUGA